Molecule: messenger RNA, 4091 nt
Organism: Rana temporaria (common frog)
Lineage: Eukaryota; Metazoa; Chordata; Amphibia; Anura; Ranidae
Gene: IARS1
Product: isoleucyl-tRNA synthetase 1
Exons: 34
Coding region: 107-3871 (1254 amino acids)
Biological process (GO): isoleucyl-tRNA aminoacylation
Molecular function (GO): isoleucine-tRNA ligase activity; ATP binding; tRNA binding
Source: RefSeq, a predicted model, not a curated record
UCCCGGGAGGUGUGAGUAGCGGGGCGGGGUUUUGCUCUCAGCUAUUUCCUCUUCCGCUCACGCUUUCUUGUCAUUGCAUCAGAGAGCCGGGUGUACGGGCUCCACAAUGGAUCAACUUCCAGAGACAAUCAAUUUCCCGGCUGAGGAGGAGAAGAUCCUGGAACUGUGGAAAUCUCUGGACUGUUUCCAGGAGUGUCUAAAACAAUCCAAGAAUAAACCCAGAUACACCUUCUACGAUGGCCCGCCGUUUGCCACCGGACUUCCACACUACGGCCAUAUUCUGGCCGGCACUAUAAAGGACAUUGUCACAAGGUUUGCUCACCAGAGUGGAUUCUAUGUGGAGAGACGCUUCGGCUGGGACUGUCACGGCCUGCCAGUGGAAUAUGAGAUAGACAAGACCCUGGGCAUCAAAGGGCCCGAAGAUGUUGCUAAGAUGGGGAUCGCCGAGUACAACAAGCAGUGCCGGGGGAUUGUGAUGAGAUACUCUCAGGACUGGGAGAUCAGCGUCACCCGGCUGGGCCGAUGGAUCGACUUUAGGAACGACUACAAGACCUUGUACCCCUGGUUCAUGGAGACCGUAUGGUGGGUCUUCAAGCAGCUGUAUGAAAAGGGAUUUGUGUACCGCGGGGUUAAAGUAAUGCCGUUCUCCACCGCCUGUAACACGCCACUAUCUAACUUCGAAUCGCACCAGAACUACAAGGAUGUCCAGGAUCCCUCUGUCAUUGUCACCUUCCCCUUACUGGAUGAGCCCAAGGUGUCACUGGUAGCUUGGACAACCACGCCGUGGACUCUGCCCAGCAACUUGGCACUGUGCGUCAAUCCAGAACUCAUCUACAUAAAGCUGAGAGAUAAAUCCAAUGGAAAUGUCUAUAUACUGAUGGAAGCCAGAGUGUCUGCGCUGUACAAGGCUGAAGAGGAGUAUGAAGUCCUGGAAAGGUUUCCCGGGAACAAGCUGAAAGGAAAGAAAUAUAAACCCCUGUUUGACUAUUUCUCCAAGGCCGCGGACAGUGGGGCAUUCAUUAUUGUCUUUGACAAUUAUGUCAAAUCAGAAGAAGGCACCGGAGUGGUUCAUCAAGCUCCAUACUUUGGCGCAGAUGAUUAUCGGGUCUGCAUGGACUUCAACAUUAUCCAGAAGGACUCGGUGCCGGUGUGUCCUGUUAAUGCUUCUGGCUGCUUCACUCCGGAGGUCACUGACUUUGCUGGGCAAUAUGUCAAGGACGCCGAUAAGAACAUUAUUAAGCUUCUGAAGGAGCGCGGACGUUUGGUGCAUAGCAGCACAUACAAACACAACUACCCGUUCUGCUGGAGGUCAGACACACCCCUCAUCUAUAAAGCCGUUCCUAGUUGGUUUGUACGAGUGGAGCACAUGGUGGACAAACUCCUGCAAAAUAACAGCCAAUGUUACUGGGUCCCAGAGUUUGUACGGGAGAAGCGUUUUGGGAAUUGGCUGAAGGAUGCCCGGGACUGGGCCAUAUCCAGAAACCGCUACUGGGGUACCCCCCUACCAUUGUGGGUCAGCGAGGACUUUGAAGAGGUUGUAUGUGUGGGCUCAGUGGCAGAGCUGGAAGAGCUGACUGGUGUGAAAGUGACAGACUUACAUCGGGAAAGUGUGGACCAGCUGACCAUUCCGUCUCGUUGUGGGAAAGGCGUCCUGCGACGGGUGACUGAGGUGUUUGAUUGCUGGUUUGAGAGCGGCAGUAUGCCCUACGCUCAGGUGCAUUACCCGUUUGAGAACAGAAGAGAGUUUGAAGAUUCUUUCCCGGCUGACUUCAUAGCAGAGGGCAUUGACCAGACACGUGGGUGGUUCUACACACUUCUUGUACUCUCUACUGCACUGUUUGGUCAGCCACCAUUCAAGAAUGUAAUAGUAAACGGCCUAGUUUUGGCCAGCGAUGGUCAGAAAAUGAGCAAAAGAAAGAAGAAUUACCCCGACCCCAUGGAUGUCAUCAACCGCUACGGAGCGGACGCGCUUAGGUUAUAUCUGAUAAAUUCUCCCGUAGUCCGAGCAGAGAACCUGCGCUUCAAGGAGGAAGGCGUCCGUGAUGUGUUGAAGGAUGUCUUCUUGCCUUGGUAUAACGCUUUCCGCUUCCUAAAGCAGAAUAUUUACCGCCUACAAAAGGAGGAGGGUGUCCACUUCUUAUACAAUGUGAACUCGGCCAGGACAAAUACGAACAUCAUGGAUAAAUGGAUUGUGUCGUUCACUCAGUCUCUUGUGCAGUUCUUUAAGACAGAGAUGUCAGCCUAUCGGCUCUACACUGUGGUGCCCCGACUGGUGAAGUUUGUUGACAUGUUGACAAACUGGUAUGUUCGCAUGAACCGCAGACGCUUGAAGGGUGAAAGCGGCACGGAUGACUGUCUCAUGGCCUUGGAGACUCUGUUCAGUGUUCUUCUAUCCAUGUGUAGACUGAUGGCCCCAUUCACUCCAUUCAUCACUGAGCUGAUAUAUCAGAAGCUGCGACUGCUUAUUGAUCCGACAUCUGUCCAGGAGAAGGACACCCAGAGCAUUCACUACCUCAUGCUGCCACCUGUCAGAGAGAAUUUAAUUGACAAGAGGAUUGAGGCCGCUGUAUCCCGGAUGCAGUCCGUCAUCGAGCUGGGUCGGGUCAUACGGGACAGGAAGACGCUGCCUGUGAAGUAUCCGCUGAAGGAAGUGAUUGUCAUCCACCAGGACCAGGAGGCCCUCUCUGAUAUCCAAUCCCUGGAGAAGUAUAUUGUGGAGGAACUGAAUGUCAGGAAAGUCACCAUAUCUACCGACAAGACCAAGUAUGGAAUUCGCCUCAGAGCGGAACCGGACCACAUGGUACUUGGAAAACGACUAAAAGGAGCAUUUAAGACGGUUAUGGCGGCAAUUAAAGAGUUGAAGAACGACCAGCUGGAACAGUUCCAGAAAACAGGCUCUAUAGUGGUGGAGGGCACCGAGUUACAUGAAGAAGAUGUGCGCCUUCUCUAUACCUUCGAUCAAAGUGCUGGUGGCGACGCUCAGUUUGAGGCUCAUUCGGACGCUCAGGUCCUGGUUCUGUUAGACGUUACUCCCGACCAGUCGAUGGUGGAUGAAGGUGUGGCACGUGAAGUCAUCAACCGCAUCCAGAAGUUGCGGAAGAAGGGAAACUUGGUUCCUACUGAUGAGAUCACCAUCUACUACCAAGCCAGUCCACAAGGCCAGUAUCUCCAGUCUGUCAUCGAGCAACACACAGACUUCAUCUUGGCCACUGUCAAGUCCGCGCUGUUACCGUACCCUGUACCACCUUCAUCUAAUGUUAUUAUAAAGGAGAAGACGCAGCUGAAAGGCUCAGAUCUGGAGAUAACGUUGGUCAGAGGAUCGGCACAAGCUGCUGACGGCCCUUCCUGCGCUUAUGUCAACCUCCACAUAACCGUUAAUGGUACAGAGCAAAGUGGAUUUCUACUACUAGAGAACCCCAAGGGGGAGGCCAUCAGCAGCCUGUCGGAAUUGAAGAGCGCGGUGUGCGGAAUAUUCCAGCUGAAGAGCGCCCGGCUCUCUGUAUACAGCGGGGGCGCAGAACUUCAGAGCGGCUGUAAUCUCCUCGGCCUGAGCGGGAAGACCCUCCAUGUUACUUCAGGGGCCCCUCCAGCUGGCAAUGGGAAUCCCCAUCAGUGUCGCUAUGUCAAUCUGCGGCUGCUGAGCGGCGAUGCACAAGGCGCGCUGCUGCUGGAAAAUCCGCUCGGUCAGAAUGAUUUGAAAUAUCAGAGCCUGUACCACGAGGUGGCCAAGGUGUUUGGGCUGAGGAGCCGACGCUUCCGGCUAUUUCUUAAUGCCGCCAUGACUGAAGAGGUGGUCCCAGGCACAGCGAUAGAAAACCUGAAUAUGAAGACUCUCUACGUCCAUGUCCUUCCAACAACGGCUGAAUGUUAGCGGAUAUCCUUGCCUGAUGCAGAAUCUGACCUGACCGGGACCAGUAUGGGUAGAACUGGACCUCAAACAUCGGACACCCACCGCACGUCCUUCGUGUCCCGCCAUCCAUCUGUGACCACUCUGUUUUCCAGUAGUCAUAUUUAUUUACCAAAGUGGCUGCCAAAGUAUUUUGGGUUGUAUUUUGGUUGCUUAUAUUAAAGGGAUUAAUUUUGGAAUUAAA